AUGGCUUGGGAUGAGGAGUUGAUCAGAGACAUUUUCACUGAAAGGGAUGUCAACCUUAUUUUACAGAUUCCGCCAAGGUUAUGGGCUAGGAUUGAUGUUAUUUCAUGGGAUAAGGACAAGAAAGGCGCCUUCACAGUGAAGAGUGGUUACAAGUUUUUGUAUUCUAUCACACCUGAUGAGGCAAUAAAUUAUAGAGAGGUUUGGAAGAGAUUGUGGAACUCCAAUACCCCUCCUAAGGUUAAAAUUUUCAUUUGGACAGCUGCGUGUAAUGUGCUUCCUACAAUGGUUCAGUUGUUGAAGAAGAGAGUUAACAUGGAAGAGUUUUACUCUGUUUGCUAUUUGAAUUCGGAAUCCACUAAGCAUACGUUGUUUCGAUGCCAUUUUGCUCAAGAUUGCUGGAGAUUGUCCAAUAUUGGUUUUUUGGCUGGGAAUGUAAACUCAGUUAUGGAAGGUUUAAGCAAUCUUUUUUCUUCCCUUGAUUUCGAAGUCAGUGAUGGAGCUUUAGUGCUCAUGUGGGGAAUAUGGGAUAGCAGGAAUAAACUAGUUUGGAAUCAGACUCACUUUCAUCUACACCAGUGGUAUCUUUCUCCUCUCGUUUCCUGUUCCAAUAGAAGGAAGCUCGUCUUUCUAAGUUAG
Messenger RNA from Hevea brasiliensis (rubber tree), 636 nucleotides. RefSeq lists its product as uncharacterized. NCBI's taxonomy places the organism in Eukaryota, Viridiplantae, Streptophyta, Magnoliopsida, Malpighiales, Euphorbiaceae. The record is from RefSeq and is a predicted model, not a curated record. The transcript has a single exon. Bases 1 to 636 code for a protein of 211 amino acids.